AUGCUUGCAAAUUCCGACUUUGAGGGUGAAUUCGACUAUAGCCCCUACUGGGAGUUUGUCGACAACGAGCGGUGCUUUUCAAAUCUGAUGUCUGCUAACUGGGCAUGGAAGCAAGUGGAUAUUAUUGCGCAAGAUCCGACAACACACGGCGCGAUGUUUGUCCCUCUCAUUCUUGGGAGCGACAAAACAACGGUUUCUGUUGCAACCGGCCAUAACGAGUACUGGCCACUAUACAUGUCCAUUGAUAAUGUGUUCAACAAUGUGCGGCGUGCACACCGUAACGCGAUUGCUGUGAUUGGCUUUCUAGCCAUCCCUAAAAGUCCAUAUAUUGCGGAUUAUCCGGAACAAACACUCGCUGGGUGCAUUGUUCAGGGCUGGUGUGUAAUCUGCUCUGCGCACAGGUCUGCUCUCAGAGAUGGUGGAACCCAUGGCCUGCGCACACGCGAGCACACACAAGCAUUAGUUGCCACGCUGGACUUGGUCACCCUGUGGGAGGAUUAUGGGAUCAUGGGUGACAUCAUUCCAUUCACCAAUGAUUUCCCACAUGCCAAUAUCAAUCAGCUCAUGACCCCCGACCUUUUGCAUCAAAUCAUCAAGGGGACUUUCUAUGACCAUCUGGUGACGUGGGUGCAUGAAUAUUUGGUGCUCGAGCAUGGAGAGAGUGAGGCCAAGAAGAUUCUUGACGAGAUCGACCGCCGCAUAGCUGCUGUGCCGCCCUUCUCGGGACUGAGGCGCUUUCCCGAGGGUCGUGACUUCAAACAGUGGACAGGCGAUGACUCAAAAGCCCUGAUGAAGGUUUAUCUGCCUGCCAUCGCAGGUCUGGUACCCACUGACAUAGUGCGAACAUUCUCAGCAUUCCUUGAGUUCUACUAUCUAGUCCGACGCUCUACUCUCACAGAGCGCACACUACGAGAAGUUUCGGAUGCACUGGGCUGCUUCCAUGACUAUCGCAAGAUCUUUGAGACAACAGGACACUCCCGCAAUUUCGGGGCCCCAAAUGGCCUCUGCUUGUCCAUUACUGAAUCAAAACAUAUAAAGGCUGUCAAGGAGCCAUGGUGCCAAUCGAAUCGGUUUGAAGCACUCGGACAGAUGCUUCUCACGAAUCAACGCCUCGACAAGUUAUUGGCUGUGCGCAAGGACUUCUCUGCGAGGGGCAUGCUACAUGGGACAGUGCUGAUGGAGGCUUUGCGUGAGAGAGAACGUGUAGCCACACUGGAGGCUUCUGCAGCUGUCCGAGCUGAACAUUGUGCAUCCAGCUCAGAUUUGGACAGCGAGUCAACCAACGACGAUGAAUCAUCAGAUGAUGACUCAAGUUCUGAUGACGAGUCAAGCAGCGAUGACGAGGACAAUCACUACCCCCCGGGCAUCGAGGAUCAUACCAACGACAACCAUGUCAAUGUGGCUGGCAUGCGAGAGGGCCAGAAUGGUGGACGCCGUGCCACCAGUUGUAAGCGGGAUGCUACUGGGCCAGUGGAGGACCGAGAGCUGCUAGCAUACGUUGAUCUAGCACGCCGUGCAGCACAAGGAUACCCACAUACACUUGAAGGGCUGGCAGCCUCUAUUGGGCAGCCGGCACUGGAGGAGCUUGUCUCCCACUUCCUGUUCGAACAGACCCACCGGGACGACCCCAACACACCGAACACUGAGGACGUCCCACUGGCCGACUGCCCAAUCCACACUGGCCAGGAGCCAGACAAUGACACAGGGAUGUGGAUCGUUGAGCCAGACUUCGACGAGGAUGGUCACCGCGCAUUUGAUUGGGACUACGACCUUGAGGACCCUUCAGACAGAGAGCCGGAUGAGGAGGAGAGUCCCGCGAAACCCGUCACUCUCAUCCAUGAAGAUCCGGCUUACCGCAACCCUGCGCUGAUCAUCAAGAAUAUGGUCAGAUCACCUCUUGCUGACAUGUUGUUUGUCCCCGCCCCAAGUCACAUUCUGCAGCAGUGCCACCACGGACACAUGGGCCACUCGAAUCUCCGCGUGCUGACGAUGCAAGUGCCAGGGGAAAUCCGUCUGUUAAUUAGUGAUGUAGUGAGGGAGACAUGGACCGUCUCUGUGUGGGACUUACGCAAAGGCGUGCAGCGUGCGACAACCGAGCAGCGCAUUAUUAAUCCGCGAGUCUGCUCACCGGAGCGCGUUGCACGGGGAGUGAACUGGGCGGGCAGCACGCGAGCUCUGGCGCGUGCGCGACACCGUGUCCUUCUCGCAUUGUGUGCCGCAGGUGAUGUUUGCAUUCUGGCCUUUGACUGCACACUUUGCAUCUUGCUGGGCGCCGGAGCGCGUUGCGCGGCGGGUGAUCUGGUGGGGCAGUGCGCGAACUCUGGCACGCGCGGGGUGUUUGCAUUCUUGCGCGUCGUCCAUGCCUCGCAGCAGGACAGUGCACUGACCGGCUCCAGAACCUACCACUACCAAUGCCGCCGCGGGGAGUGUCAGGCGUCAGAUCCAGAGCAUGAGACGCGAGACUUACCAUCACGCGGGCCACUCAGAUCUCCGUGCGCCGACGAUGCAAGCCCCCAUUUGAUUGGCGAUGUAGCGAGGGAGAUUCAGAAUGUCUCCGUGCGUUACGCGUCUGGUGCCUUUUUCCGCGUGGGGCUCGUUCAGGGGCGUGCGGCGUGCGGCGUGCGAUGUCCGAGUGACGCGUCAUUGACCUAUGGGCCCACCGUGGGUCAUUCGCUGCACACUGAGCUGAGCGAGGCUGUUCAGACGGCGCCGCACGCGCAACGCGACGCACGCCAGGUGUCGUCUGGCCUACCGCGCUCGUCUUGGCUGCACUGGCCGCAGUCUGCCGGCGUCGCAACCAGGCAGGACGAAGCUGGGCGUCAGAGCAUCGAUGUGGGCGGGAUGCACGUCGUGAACACCCGCGUGCGGUCGUGCGAUGCCGCAGCUUGGGCUGGCGUAAUGGGCCAGGAGCGUGCAGAUAGGCGGGGCUGCCCCGCCGCGCAGUGUAAGCAGCAGAUGACGGGGGAGGUGUCUGGGCGAGCCAAGAGGGGGUGUGCGCGCACACCAUGUGCACCGGUCAAGGGGACGACGAGCAGGGCCCCGCACGUGCGGAACAGGGAGCCGGUCGCCUGGCGGGACGAUGCGGAGGCGCGGAAGCGGCUACCCACGCUAGUUGUGCUGACCGGCGGCGGGGUGAAACAGCAGCUUGGCGGUCGACAAGCGAAUAAAUGUUCGGCAGUGAGCGGCAUCGGAGGAAUACUUGGAUUCGCGGACGAAUGUUCGUGCGCGGACGCAGGGGAGACGGCAGGCAGCAGCGGUAGGGCAGAUUGGCUGGGUCGUGGCGGGACGAGCGCGUGCAGAGCGGACGGGCGGGAGGGCAGUAGCACGGACACCAAUAGCAGAGGCAAGCCAAGAGCGCGACGGGAGGCAAGCAGCAGCAGAACGCAGACGAAAGGCGUCGAGCAGCGUGAACCGAAAGCACACAGAGGACGAGCCGGAGAGAGCGCUCGCAAGCGAGAGACGGGCGCAAGUUACGACGUGCGAUCGAACCCACAAGAUUUCAUUGCAUCGUCAGUUCUGCGUACCACGGGCACUGUCUGUUCGGUGAAUGGCACACCCGCGAUGUCGGGAUGCAGCAGUCCGAACGAGGGCAGAGGCAGCCCUUGUUCGUGGGUGCGCGAGGCUGUUGCACCUGGUGUCAUCUCACUUGCGGAUGCUGUAGCGACUCCCGCCGCUGCUGUCUGUGCACGCGGGCACGCCUGUCUGUGCACCGUCUCACCCGCUCGCUCACCGACUCGCUCGCUCUCCUACACGACGUGCAGUCCGGGUUCUGUUCCUCGCGACGUCCGUGACGGGGGCGGGGGCGAGCUUGCGCGCUCGCACUGCACUCCCCCAUUGCGCGCGCAACGUGCGAAACAGCAUGCGCGUCCUCUGCCAUGCAUCCCGCGCUGUGCCGCAGCCCCGCGCGCGACUCGGGACGCACGAGCCUUGCCCUGCGCACGGAAGAUCUCCCGCGAGCAGGUUGCCAGGCGGACGACCGUCCGCGUCGCGUGCACGGAACUCGCGCGUGCGCACGCGUCUUGCCGUUUGCGGAUUCUCCGUGCAGGGAUGCAUGUCUGGUCCGAUGGUGGAAGGCGUCACGACGACGCGCGAGAAGCCCAGGCGCGCGCGCCGGCCGAGAUGCGCGGAGCUCGGGUACGUGGGCCGACGUUGAAGGACUCUGAAGGCCCACGACGGGUGGGGUGGCGGAAGAUGCUGCCGCGGCGCGCAAGUAGUGCAGGCGGGCCCCCUGAGCGAUACGCGCGGGCGGCGCCUCGACACGAUGCGGGAGGGACUGCGGUUGAAAUACCCGCCGCGCGAUUUGACCCGGAGAGCACGAUGCGGCGCGGGCGUGAAUGUGACAUCACCGCUUCCGCCUUACUUCAUGUGGGUGUUGUGUCCGGGAGUGUAUUAGACAGCGGGAGUCAGUACAAGUACAAGCGGCGGCGCACAGAGAGUUGUGCCCCCGCGUCCAGGCCGAGCGCACGCUGUGCAUAUUCAGCCCCGGGGUGCUCUGCAGAGACCACUAGCAUGCGUGCGGGAUCGCCGUGGACGAGCGUGAUCGUGCGCCGGUCGCACUGGAAGACCGGUCACGGCGUGUUGAGCGGGAGCGGGUCCGCCCGCACGCUCUUGCGACGCCUCGCAUUGUGCGCGCUGCGGUUCAGCGGCACGACGACGUUCACGCCCUCGCCGAGCGGAUCUGGCACGUCGACCGACACCGACAGCGCGCCGACGGGUCGCGCAUGCGUGCGCGCUGCUGGCUAUGUGUUCGCCCGCAUGCCGCGCCGCUUGUGGCGGCGAACGAGCUCAAGCGCACCCCGGUACCCGGACGCUCUUUUCCUUGGAGUGUCCGCGGUCGCUCAGCCAUCUGCACGAGAAGGAGCCGCUUGCUUGCUGGGCGCGUCCUUGCCGUUGCCGGAGCCGGACUGCGCGGAGAGCAUGCGCGUAAGGGUAUUCAAGGCACAAGGGAAACACUUGGAGGAGUGGGGGUCGUGGGGCGCGAGGGCGCGAGGGCGCGAGGGCAGCAGGGAGGCGAGAGACGAGACAGAGUUGGGAUGCGCAAAGGGCCGAGGCUGGCUACAGGCAGACGUUGGCAAGCGCCGUGUCGAGCGAGCAGGGCAUGCAAGCAGAGCGCCGCGUCGUGCGAUCGCGGAUGAGCGAUCGGAAGAGAGCGUGCGCGAGAGCACCAUCUUCUGA
Messenger RNA from Postia placenta MAD-698-R-SB12, 5175 nucleotides. RefSeq lists its product as hypothetical. The transcript is spliced from 30 exons. The record is from RefSeq and is a predicted model, not a curated record. Lineage: Eukaryota; Fungi; Basidiomycota; Agaricomycetes; Polyporales; Adustoporiaceae. Bases 1 to 5175 code for a protein of 1724 amino acids.